Lachancea meyersii CBS 8951 is the source of this 456-nucleotide messenger RNA. The record is from the annotation of a GenBank genome assembly. Lineage: Eukaryota; Fungi; Ascomycota; Saccharomycetes; Saccharomycetales; Saccharomycetaceae.
AUGAGCGACGCCACAAGCAUGAGAAGACCCGUGGAAAUCACGGAAUUUAAAGUGGUCAUUAGCGACCUUCCCGACCAGCAACUGGCCAAGAUCCGCAGCGAGCUCGAGAACAGUGUGAAACACCUCGACCGCUCGAAUCUGCGUCUCAAAAAGUACAUAGCCAAAAUCGAGGGCAAAAGAGAAGACACCCCAGACGGCGUGGACCAGGAGGAGCUCGACAAGAUCGAUGCGAACGACCUGCAGCUGUUUGAGGACUCGUUCCACGAAAACGAAAUUGUGCUGAAAAACCACUACGAACGGCUCGAAGCCCUGGACCAAGAAGAAUCGUACCGUGCCAGUGGGUCGAAGGAGCCCCCCACGGCUGAGGCACAGAAAAACGCCAAAAUCAGAGCCGCCUCGUUCGACACCGAUAACACCAACGGCGACGCAAACGCCGCCAACAGCGUGUAUUUGUGA